GGAGGAGGAGGUGUGGGCCCUUUGGCUGGCUCACUAAAACCACUACACAGUCGCUUCACUAGCAGAGUAGGUGCUGCUAAAGAUGGAAGGUUACACAAGUUUUCUGUUUUUCCUCGUGUCUUCCUUGGUCUUAGGAUUUACGCUGGUCAUUUUCGCUUUGGUCUGGGUCCUGCACUACAGCGACGGCCUGGCAUGGGAUGGAGGCAAUGCUGAAUUUAACUGGCAUCCGGUAUUGAUCAUCACGGGCUUCAUCUUCAUCGAAGGGAUUGCAAUUAUAGUAUACAGGCUGCCAUGGACCUGGAGAUGUAGCAAGCUGCUCAUGAAAUUCAUACACGCUGGCCUGCACCUUACAGCAACCAUUCUCGUGGUGGUGUCUUUGGUGGCUGUAUUUGAUUUCCACAAUGCCAAAAACAUUCCUAACAUGUACAGUCUGCACAGCUGGGUUGGGCUGACUGUGGUCAUACUUUUUGCUUUGCAGCUUGUUGUCAGUAUGGUUGUCUAUCUCCUUCCGAUCACUCCCGUUUCUAUACGAGCGGCUCUCAUGCCGAUCCACACCUACUCAGGCCUUCUUCUCUUUGGAGGUGUGAUUGCAGCAGCUCUGAUGGGAAUCACAGAAAAACUCAUAUUUUCACUGAAAAAUCCACCGUACAGUAGUUUACCACCACAUGGAAUCUUUGUGAACACUUUGGGGCUUCUGAUUGCAGUUUUUGGUGGAUUAAUUGUAUGGAUAACCACACGACCAGGCUGGAAGAGACCACCAGAGCACGUUGAGAAAGACCAACACCCAUUUGGAAGUACUGCGGAUGAUGCUAGCACGGCCGAAUACAGCAAAGAAAAGUCUGAUGUGGAAUUAAACAGUGAAGCCCGGAAAAGGAACCUGAAACUAGAUGAGGCAGGGCAAAGGUCAACCAUGUGACAAUGAUCCAAAGGAAAUAUGUAGCAUUAUUCUUGGAAAAGCUUUAACUGGAUUCAGUAGGAAUUAACAUAUUUAAAGGGGUUUUACAGGACUUAUAUCGAUGGCCUGGGCUUAGAAUAGACUCCUGGCAGUACAUUAUUACCGAUCAGAUGAUAAAAGAGCUAUGGCGCUCUGGCUAGUGCUGUGGCCUCUUCAUUGUUUACUAGGCACAGUGCCAUACAUUUUGUAGUGGCUGUGCCUGGUACUGCAGCUGUGACAUUUCAAGUUAGCAGAACCGAGCUGCAGUAACAGGCACAGCUGCUUCAAAAUGUUCAGAUGUAUUAAAGUCCUGAUAACUGCUUAAAAAAGGGGAACAUCACUCACAAUGCAAAAAGUCUGACAUACCAAAGUGUGUUGUCAGUGGAUCACAGUAUGGCAUCUGUAUAGCUUGUGCCGCUGGAGCACCCAUAAAGCCCAGGAAUGAUUCAUAAGCUUUAAUCAUUGAACAUCUCUGACACUAUGCCAUUUCUAUUUUGGAUGGACUCCCCCUUUAAGUGUGGGUAGAUUCACCCUUUAAUUUUGUAAAUAAAAUGUAUACUUAAUAUCUUCAUAUAUGGUGAGACAUAUGUUUUUCUUGAUGAAUAGUGAUUAAUCCACUAUAUAGUCAUUUAAAUCGUGAUACAUUUACCAUUGAUACGCAUCAGGCAAACUGAGUUCUUACUUAUCACAAACGUGGAAAUCGAGUCAUAUAUUUAAGGUGUUGUAUGAGAUCACAUUUGUCCAUGGCCUGCCGGUACUGAAGCCAGCUAGAUUCCAGUAAAAGUAUCUCAGCUGCAAUACCAGGCACAGCCUAUGGAUAAGGGUGGUGCAGUUUCUGUAAAAAAAAAAUAUAUAUAUA
Messenger RNA from Hyla sarda, 1793 nucleotides. Its product is annotated as plasma membrane ascorbate-dependent reductase CYBRD1. Gene Ontology annotation, molecular function: oxidoreductase activity. The transcript has 4 exons. The record is from RefSeq and is a predicted model, not a curated record. The coding region runs from base 83 to 916 and encodes 277 amino acids. Lineage: Eukaryota; Metazoa; Chordata; Amphibia; Anura; Hylidae. Gene Ontology annotation, cellular component: lysosomal membrane.